UGAUCCCACCACAGCUCUUGAUAUACCAUCUGUGGAUCUGCAAGGACUUGUGACUUCUGGUUCUCUGUCAGGCCGACCAAUCAGCACUGGCUGGGGGGGCGGGCCCAGUGGUUCCCUAGGUUACCUGUAUGAUUGACGUUCAGCCUCCUGCAGCGGAGCGCGCGGCAGUGUAUCACUGAUGCUCCUGCUUCCCCCCGGAGACUGUGGAGAAACCUGGAAGAGAGGAGAGACAGAGAGAAAACACAAGAGCAAGAGGAAUGCUGAUUACUUAAAGUCCUUCGCUCUCUUCCCUCUGCUCUCGUUACUGGAAAGAUGAAAGCUGGAAGAAGCCGGGUGAAGGGAGAGGAAAGGAAGGAUUCCUGAAGAAGGGGGAUUUGUUGUCAGCAGAUUGUAGGGAGGAAGAGAUGAAAACAAAGUGAUGGACAGAGACAAAGGAAAGAUGGAUGGCGUAGAAGGAGAAAAAGCUCACUGGUUGGCAGAUCUGUUAGAAAAUCUAGAAACCUAUAUGAAGACGGCACAAGAAGAUUCAACAAGAAGACUGCUACCGACUGCAUAAUUGAACGACAAACAGACACGAACAUGUUCAGCAGAGCGUGGUACCCAUAAGGCCUUGCAGGGGCCCAGUGGGUGGGGUUACAAGGAGGCAGAGAUGAACCUGACGAACGUCAGGCCGUCACCCGGGGAUAUAAGCUCCACCCACCACUGAUCUUCAGGGUGACUGACAGCUGGACCAACGCCUCAUACGCCGGCACCUGAACCAUCAUUGGCCCACAGUACAGUGCAGUGUCUGGAAAUGACCACUAAGCGGAAGCUGAUUGGCCGGCUGGUGCCGUGCCGUUGUUUCCGUGGUGAAGAGGAAGUGAUCUCAGUGUUGGACUACUCCCACUGCAGCCUGCAGCAGGUCCCCAAGGAAAUCUUCAGCUUCGAGAGAACUCUGGAGGAGCUCUACCUAGAUGCCAACCAGAUUGAGGAACUACCCAAGCAACUCUUCAAUUGCCAGGCCUUGAAGAAGCUGAGCAUGCCUGAUAACGACCUGUCCAACCUGCCCACCGCCAUCGCCAGCUUGGUUAACCUCAAAGAGCUGGACAUCAGUAAAAACGGUAUCCAGGAGUUUCCAGACAAUAUAAAAUGCUGUAAAGGCCUGUCUGUGGUGGAGGCCAGUGUCAACCCUAUCACCAAACUCCCAGAUGGUUUUACGCAGCUCCUGAAUCUGACCCAGCUCUUCUUAAACGAUGCCUUCUUGGAGUAUCUGCCGGCUAACUUUGGCAGACUCUCCAAACUACGGAUCCUGGAGCUGAGAGAGAACCACCUGAAAACCAUGCCAAAGUCCAUCCACAGACUGACACAGUUGGAGAGGUUGGAUCUGGGUAGCAAUGAAUUCUCUGACAUGCCGGAGGUGUUGGAACAGAUCCACAACCUAAAAGAGCUGUGGCUGGAUAACAACUCUCUACAGUCCAUACCAGGGUCGAUAGGAAAACUUCGUCAGUUGCGAUACUUGGACUUAGCUAAGAAUCGCAUUGAGACGUUGGACACAGAUAUUUCAGGCUGUGAGGCCUUAGAAGACCUUCUGCUAUCCUCCAACAUGCUGCAGCACCUCCCUGACACUAUAGGAAUGUUGAAGAAGCUGACAACAUUGAAGGUAGAUGACAACCAGCUGACCUCUCUGCCCAACACCAUCGGGAGUGCGAAGCCAAAGCACGGUCUGUCUCUGUUGGAGGAGUUGGACUGUAGUUGUAAUGAGUUGGAGUCGUUGCCUCCCACUAUCGGCUACCUGCACAGCCUGAGGACCUUUGCUGCUGACGAGAACUUCCUCUCAGAGCUGCCCCGGGAGAUCGGUAACUGUAAGAACGUGACGGUAAUGUCACUGCGGUCCAACAAACUGGAGUUUCUUCCUGAUGAGAUCGGACAGAUGACCAAACUACGAGUCCUUAACCUUAGUGACAACAGGUUAAAGAAUCUACCGUUUACCUUUACUAAGCUGAAGGACCUGGCAGCUCUCUGGCUAUCUGACAAUCAGUCCAAGGCUCUGAUCCCACUGCAGACAGAAGCCCACCCUGAAACCAAACAGAAGGUUUUGACCAACUAUAUGUUUCCUCAGCAACCGCGACAUGAUGAGGAUUACCAGUCGGACAGUGACAGCUUUAAUCCUACUUUGUGGGAGGAGCAGAGACAGCAGAGGAUGACUGUGGCCUUUGACUUUGAGGACAAGAAAGAAGAAGAAGACAACUCUGGGAAGGUCAAGGUGGAGAUAAACCUAAAGCGCUACCCAACACCCUACCCUGAGGACCUUAAGAACAUGGUCAAGUCAGUGCAAAGCCUUGUGGGUAAAAGCGUACAUGCCGGACACGGGCACCAGCACCAACACCAACACCAACACCAGCACCAGCACCAGCACCAGCUGAGCACAGGCACUGCCACCUCGGCAGGAACCAACAUGGAACACACACACCUCAGCAAAGAACAAUACGAACCACCAUGGCCCCUGCCUCCUAAAGAGGUGACAGACAGAGAGAUGCAGGACUUCUCUCAGACUCAGCUAAUGGAUCAGGGAUCAAUGCAUAACUCUGGCAUCGACAUUCCCAAGAGGAAGGAUAAAGAGGACCUGACAGAGAGCUCUGAGGACUCGAUGGGCGGCUCUCCCAACGACAUCCGUAUCUCUGACAUGAGGCCCACCCUGGUGGAGCAACCUAUGUACAAACCAAAGGUGGUGCUGCUAGGGAAGGACAAGAAAGAGUCUACAGAUGAGGAGGUGGAUAAGCUCCACUGUCUGAACCACAGCGGCUCCUCGGCCACCUAUUCCGACUACUCUCCCUCACAGGGCUCCUCUGGCUCCUCCAACCCACCUGCCAACACACACUCACACACACACACUCACACACACCAACACACUCCCGCCCUGCCGGCCCCCAGCAAGGACCAGACCCCUCAGACACACUGGACCAACAGACUGGCUCAGUCAUUCCCCAAGCCCAUUGACUCCAAGCCUCUGCUAUCUCAGAGAGAAACCCCUCCAUCAGGAACCCUGCAGCAGCGUGGGGAUCGACGUCCACUGAGUGAGCCUUUUGAUUGGUCUGAGGCCCCUCACUAUGACAACACAGGUUUUGAUGCUGAGGAGUCUCCUCUGGACAAUCCAUCCUCUACUACGAGUCAGGGAAACCCGCCGCUGGGCUCCAAACCCCGCAGCCAGUCAACACACGGGCGCCGCCCCCUCCUCAGGCAAGAGCGAAUCGUAGGAGUACCUCUGGAGCUGGACACUCAGACGCUCCCCUUCCACAGUAACCAACGCUCCACUCCAGACAAUGACCCACAAUCCUCCGGACAUCCUUCCCAGAAUCCUUGGCAGAACUGGACCAGAACCCCCAGCCCGCUGGAGGACCGAACCGCUUUUCCCUCCAAACUGGACCUGACACCCACCUCCAGCCCCAACCCUGACCGCAAGGACAUGGACUCGAGGCUGGAACAAGGCGCAGGGCCUUUGCCCGGCAGCUGGACGUACCACAACAAUCAGGGAGAACAGAACAGGAAGGAUCAGCUAAGUGUCAGCGGGGGCAACAAGGUGACCGUGGUGAUGAGUAAAAGCUCGGACCGCCUGUCUCCCAUGAUGAGGGAGACGAGAUCCAAGUUUAAGAAAUCACAGAGCAUCGAUGAGAUUGACAUUGGCUCCUACAAGGUCUACAGUAUUCCCAUGGACAGCUACAGUUCAUCGAUUGAGCAGCAGACUAGUUUGGAUCGUCCCGAGUUUCCUGGUUCUAUGGAGCAGACCAGCAUGGCACGGUCACAGUCUGCCCCCAUGUUAGACGAUGAGUUGGGCUACCCAGGACACGGAGCCAACAACCAGAACCAGCAGGGACAGAACCAAAAACCUGCCAUCCCACACAAGGCCUACCACUUCGACCACAACUACAACCCCCAGGUGACCAUGGACCGUCGGGUCCCUCCCCCCUUCCCCAACACACCAGAUUAUGUCAACCACUCAUCAAAGGCCUUGGAGUACAUCAGUCAACCAGGGAAGACAUUACCCAAGGAGUUGGUGAGCCCUCGGUAUCGUGCAUAUCCACCACUGGAGAUGUUUUCUUUCCCCCAGUCGCCAAUCAAUCAGGAUGGUCCGCCCAGCCAGCAGCAGCAUCCAAUCCCAACACAGCGCUCCAGGCCUGGGUUUUUGAGGAGAGCAGAUUCAUUGGUGAGCUCCACAGAGCUCGCUUUGUUCCGCAGAGUCCAUGAAGCCCAGCAGGAGGCGCUGCAGGAAGCUCAGUACAGACAGCAGGCGGACCCCCCUCAUUAUGGUCGGGCUCUUGUCUACUCCAGUCCCAUGGAGCACUCUGCUCUUACCAAUAUGACUGAUAGCCAGAGCCAGAUGCUGCACAACAAGAGAAACGGUCGCUACGAUGACGACUAUCCCACCUACCAGGAACAGAAGAAGCCCAUGAUUGGUUAUCCGACAAAGAGCCUGACUCAGCGCCGCCCCCUAUCUGCCAGGAGCUACAGUACUGAGACCUACGGAGCAUCUCAGGCCCGUCCAGUGUCAGCUCGUCCCACCAUGGCUGCCCUGCUGGAGAAAAUGCCCCCAGACUACGCUCUGGCCACUUGCCCUGAGAAACCAUCUGAUGAUACCAUCAAAGUAAGACCUGUUGUACCACAGAAACCUGAAGACAUCACCUCCAGGAUGCCUGCCGAUUGGAGGCAACAGCUACUUAGGCACAUAGAGGCCAAACGAUUGGACAGGAGUGGUGUCCUAAAGCACAACACGCUCACGCUGGGCAUGCUCUGUCAGGGCGGGGGUCACGGCCAGGGGCGCAGCAGCACUUUGAACUUUAACCUUUACAAUAACACUAAGCAUGAGCCCCCUGCUGGCCGCUGGCUGCCACUACCUCCUCCUCCGUCUGCUAACGCUACCCCUUCUCAGCAGGCUGCCAUGCUGGAUAAUGACCAGGAAGGGGUGUCAGGGAGUAACCAGUGGGCUCCCUACUCACUUGGCAGGAGGGAUGUCCCACCUGACAACCUCAUGAAAAAGAGUGCCCACUCCCACACCCCUUCCCACCAAUCACACAACACACACAUGCUCGUCACUUCCUCUUCCUCCUCCUCGUCCACUACGCCUCAUCGUGUGGUCGGGCAGCAGGGCUACGAUGGGAUGAUGAACAAAGGGGGCCAAUACCAACCAGGGAUGCCCUUGUCAGUGGUUCCCUCUGGGGGGCCAGGGCAGUACCAAGGCACCAUGCCUCAAGGCCUUCCUAGUCCUGGACAGGCUUACCCCAGCUCUGGCCUGCCCAUGGCCCUGUCCCCACCUGGGAACCAGCCCCAGUACAACCCCCAUACCUCCCACUCCUCCCAUCAGCCAGCCACCAAUCCCCAGUACCACAGCAACCAGGGCAUGGUCCAUAGCAACCAGGUUGUUAUGACCCACACCAACCCACGGCCUCAGAGCGCUCGCUGCCUGUUGCAGACUAAAGGCCAGAAGAGCACGGAUGGUUUCCAGGAACAGUUGUGUGUGAGAAUAGAGAAGAACCCUGGUCUUGGUUUCAGUAUCUCUGGUGGCAUCAGUGGCCAGGGGAACCCCUUCAAACCCUCCGACAUGGGUAUCUUUGUUACUAGGGUACAGCAUGACGGGCCCGCCGCCUCCGCCCUGCAGCCCGGAGACAAGAUACUGCAGGUAACAUCCUCUCACUCAUCAUCACAUGGGCCAGAAACAGCCACAUGCCCUGCCCUCUCUCCCUCCCUAACCCUUCCCUUAUUUCAUAAACAGCGAGACAGAGCAUUCGGUAGGAAAAAAGAGGAAGUCAUGUACACUUUACCUGCUGCAGUUAGCUGGACAUUUUCUUAUACAGGCUAUUCAACAGAGACACACAAACACUGAUUAGCAGCAGUGAUUGAGCCAGUGAUCACAAAUUAACUCACCCACUGGUGUUGUCUUACUGGGUGUUUAUAUCAGACUUCUGCAUUUUCCUGCCUGUACAUUGAUGCCUCUGUGUGUGUACCUGUUGGUCCCGAAAUCAGGCAUGACCCCCCCCCACACACACACACACAAACACACACACACACCCUCUCUUUCAUUCAUCAUUAGCCAGUGACACCCAAAAACUUUUUAGCCAAAGAUCACGGGGGAUUUGAGUAGCCUAAAACAAUAUGUCAUUUAUACUGUUAUCACUAUUACUUUGAAACUGACAACUUGAAAACCUCAUGAAGUUGAGAAACGACUGAAGUUACUUUAAGCUACAUAAUCAUACAGUGUUGGUCGUAACUACUGUGGGACUGCAGUGGCGACACAGAAGUCAACAAAAAUUCAACUAGUACAAGCAGAAUUCACUCUUAUCAUGGCUACCUCUUUUAUUGAAGCAGAGUAGUGAUUUCUGGCCCAAAGAGUUUCUACUUGUACUCGUCAUCAUAAAACACAUUACAAAGAAUAUUUAAACAGAAUAAGCAUGAAAGAUAAAAUAUUGCAAAACUUACACAAACAAUCAGCCAGUGGAGCAUCCUCACAUGGAUUUUUUUGACCCUGAUGACAGGUACAAGCCCAAAUGCUUUGGUCUCACAAUAUAGUUGUUCUUUAUACUAGUAUUGCUUGCCACCUAGAUAUUUCCAGGUCAAUUAACAAUUUUUCUAACCAAAACAGAUCUUUGAGCCAGACGUGUGUUUUUGUGAUCUUCCCAAUCUUCUUCUUCGUUAUCUCACUGUAUAAUCGCUCUUUAUAUACAGUAACUUUGUAUAAGAUAUGGGCCUAAACACUGGGAACUUUUCUACAUUGCAUUCUGAAAGUAACUGAAUACUGCAGUUUGCCUGAAUUACAGUAUGUUAGUUUUCAGAUGACUACAUUGUUUCUCUUAAAUAUAAGUUGUGAAAAAGUAAACAUGAGUACACUCUGAUUUUGAUGCGGAAAUUAUGUAUUGUUACACCUUGCAGGGAUACUUUACCAGGGGCAACCAUAGCUAUUUAAACAACAUCCACCUCCCAUGUAGAUUAGUAUCAGUCAAAUUGAAUCAAUAAACACUAAACAGAAACUAUUUAUAAAUAUUUACUUUAUUUAUAUAAUUACUGUAGCUAUUAUUUCAGAGUUUCAAAUUGUAUUGCCAUGACAGAUUUACCCCCCUUCCCCCAUCUCUCAUUCCUUUCAUGUUUUCCUCCCCUCUCUCCUCCCCUUUCAUCUUCUCUCCACAGAUGUACAGUUUAGCUGGAUGAACUCAUCUUAAAGCCCUGUUUUGUCUUUACCCCUUCUCUCUCUACAGCAUGACUGUGUAGCUCCUCUUCUUCUCUCUCUUUUCCCCAACAGUGAUGUGUUACUGAGAUAAUGAUGGCAGUGACCCUCCAUCCUUCCACAAACACACACACACACACACACACCCACAUAGACAUAUGUAUGGAAAUACUACAGCACACAUACCUCUAUACAUACAUGCACACACACAUGCUGUUGACUGUGCUGCGUGUUUGCCUUGCAGGCUAACGGACAUAGUUUUUUACACAUGGAGCACGAGACAGCCGUCUCUCUGCUGAAGAGUUUCCAGCGGACGGUGGACUUGGUGGUUCUGAGAGACAGCAGCACGCGCUAAAAAUAGUUUUAUAACAAACAAACAAACACAACAACGCUUCUCUACUCUGCUCAUCGCCAUCCCACGCCACCUCACCUGCCCUCCGCUGGAGGCUUGUGGAACUGAAAAAUGAGCCGCCUUUUUUACCUUUUUAGGGGAAUACACAGACAUUUAUUUGCCUAUUGCUGGACCAAAGGCAAAUACUAGUGCCAAAUGUACCAUAGGAAACAUAUCGGCUCUUCUGUCUACCAGCGGUCAGGGACCUGAUCGACGACUGGAUGGACCACAAGAGGACUCUAUGCUUUGAGUUCCUACAGGGCUGCUGCAAUUUGGAUUUUGUGGUUGGUUUGUUAAUUAGGCAUCUGAUCGGUCAGUCUGAAUAGUUUAUUUUUGUUGGUUAGUUAGAGUUCUGGGGUGUUUUUGCUUUUCUCCACUGCCUUUUAUUUUGCUGUCCGUGGUAGAUUUAGAAUAAUUUGUUUGGUGUAGCACAUGAUUCACUUCCCAUGUUCUUCAUUGUUCUUAUUUGCUUUGUCCAGUUCUCUUCUGUUCUCUUCUCUUUUCUGCUGUCUUCUGUUCUGCUCUGUUCUGCAGGUAUUAUUGCCUCCAGUGUACAGAAAUUGAAAACUUAAGACUUUCUGCCUUGUGUACAUAUACAUCAAGCUGCAGCUUUCUAGAGCUGCACUCUCCUUGGGGCCUGGACAGACAGCUCUAAAAGUUUAUGAUUAAUAUAAAUAUUGUUGAUAAACCACAUUCUGAAUCCUCUCCUAUGAACAUACAGGGAUUAUUUCUCCAAAUGGACGAUUUUCUAAAGUAUACUACUGAUUUUUUUUCUGUAAAGAAAACACUGUUAAUAGUUCAUCACUGCUACUUGUUUUUUUGUUUUUAAAACUGUUGCUUGCACAGCUGUGCUGAAAAGAGCUAAAGCAAUAUUUCUGAGGCUCGGCCCAUUGAGAUUUUCAGCAGAGCCUAACUUGUCCUGCAGUGCCAUCUAUCAAGCAAUGUUUACAUACACUGCCAUACACGUGAACUCACAGGCAAACGCACAUAUACAGUAGAUGUAUGUGCCCCCAUACACAACACAUAUGCAAUGGUACGCUCUGUGCACUAUUGCAUAAUAAAGCCCUGUCUAUAUUCUAGCCUGAUUUUUAGAAUUCAACUACUAUCGUAAAACCAGUCACACUCACACACACACUGUAACAUUAUUCAUAAUUUCUGUGCCAUAUUUUGAGGUCCUGUUUUCUAGUAUCGUUACAGCAAUGUUACAUCCCUUUUUAGCUGUUUGAGUUGUAUGAUAAAGUCACAGCAUGCUUUCAUAUCACUGGUCACUGUCAGCCAACCAUUUUCUGUUGGCUUCUAGAGUUCUCUACUCUGCAGAAGACUCUAGAUGUAUUAUACCACUGAGUUUCAGUGAGACUGAUGUUCUAUAAUUGGUGCCAUAUGGACCCUCUGUCCCUCCCUGCUUGUAUUUACACAUGCCCAAAACAUCAGAGCUUUACCUCUUUGUGGCCCAGAUCUGAUCUGCACACAGUGGGAGCAGCAGCGUGUAGGGAAACUGUUUUUUAACAUUUGGCAAGUAUCCACUCUGCUGACGUGUCCUGACCUAUGGCCUCCCUGUGGAAAGCAACAAGAGAAAAGAGAAUGUCCCUACAAGAAUCAAUAAGGUAUAACACACAGUGUUAGUGUCUUAAUGAGUAAAUCUGUAGUGAAUCAGAAUUUCCCUUUUUAGACAAUCAGGGAAAGAUCUGAUCUGUGUCACAAAGACUUUUGGCUACACUUGAAAUUUCAGUGUAACUUUUUUAACCUGAGGAGAUGCUCAUUGACUCUAGGUGUACAUGGAAAGUUAGAUUUGCCAACUUUGUUGGUGAAUGUUAAAAAUUAUAUGUGGAUAGGGUCAGGUAGUGUUUGGAAUAUGGCAUUUAGAAGAGCAGGGAAACAUGUAGACACAGACGUAGAAAGUGAGAUUGAAUGAGAGGUUUCUGGAGCCAUGUCAGUGUGGUCUUAUAAAAUCUGACCUUCAUGGCCAUGCUUCAGAAAUUGUAUUGACAUGAAAGAAGUAACCACAGAAAAAGAGUAAAGAGGUUCAUUUUCUGUCUUCGUGUAAAUGCAACACGUGUCUUGAAGACGUUUCAUGACGGGGAGUUUUGUUCUGUUCUGUAUAACAUCUGAUGUUUCAUCCAGAGCAAAACAACAUCCUUCACUGUCCUUUGCUUUUACUUGACAUGACAGUGUCAUCCUGUGCCCAUUUUGUGUCAACCCUUUUAAUAAGCGUUAGAAUUUAGUUAAUUCAAUAUAAGGGACACAAAAUGGCACAGUUUAGUCUUGUGGUUGAGAGAUUUUAACCACAGGUACUCACCCAACCCUAUUUAGAGUUUGAAAUAUCAAAGAUAUUGCGAUGAGAACAGAGAAAAAGGUUUGAUAAUAUAAUUAUUUUUUACUACAUGUUUCAGGUAAUUCUUUCUAAAUAUAUUGAUAUACCUUAGCUUUGCUCAAAAAUUGUGAUAUUUUAUAAUAAUGACACUUAUAACAAAGUUAUGGAUGGAAGUACGCACAGUAUGACUUGGAGACCUACAUGUACACCUACACAUGUACUAUCCAAAACUGUAUAAAAUGUAUUUCUACUGUAAUUGUGAAUUUGUGUUAUACAAAUAUAUAUUGUAUAUAUAUGUAUAUGACUAUAAAAAUAGUCAUUUUCUAUGUGUUUAAACUACAUAUAAGCUGAACAAAUGCUGAGGACGGUGUCACUGUACAUAGCUGUGAAUGAAAUCCAAUUUAAAAUGACUCAUAUUGAUUGUGAAUGUACUCAUGCUUUCUGCAGUACCUACACCUACCCAACUUGAAUGCUGCUUCUUCUGUUGUGUGACAAAAAGUACUUUGACCUCCGAAGAGAGAACCGCUGUCGAGUUAUAAGUUGGACAAAUUUUAGUGACGAUUUAACAGAACUAUUUAUUUCUUUAUUUAUUUGCACAUGCAAGUUGAAAUCCUUCCAGUUUUAAGUUUGAGUAUUAAUGCGGAGAAAUGUAAUUGCAGAAGUAUAUAUAAUAUAUAUCAUGUGUUUAGAAUGCAUUUUGCAGACGCUAUCUGUACAUACUAUUUAAGAUACAGUUUUUACAAAAAAUAAUAUAUGUAUAAAAUUGAAAAAAUGCUGUGCACCGAUUAUACUGGAGCCAUUUUGGGCUUUGGGACGUACCAUUUUUUCAGUAUAUAAGAAGUGUUUUGAAUAAUGUACUAAAGUCUCUAUUGUACAAAUAAUAAAAAUGUCACUAUUGGUAA
Molecule: messenger RNA, 10793 nt
Organism: Siniperca chuatsi (mandarin fish)
Lineage: Eukaryota; Metazoa; Chordata; Actinopteri; Centrarchiformes; Sinipercidae
Gene: lrrc7
Product: leucine rich repeat containing 7
Exons: 34
Coding region: 794-5854 (1686 amino acids)
Biological process (GO): neurotransmitter receptor transport, endosome to postsynaptic membrane; neurotransmitter receptor transport postsynaptic membrane to endosome
Cellular component (GO): postsynaptic membrane; postsynaptic density; adherens junction
Molecular function (GO): protein binding
Source: RefSeq, a predicted model, not a curated record